This is a messenger RNA of Aureobasidium subglaciale EXF-2481, 1715 nucleotides long. RefSeq lists its product as uncharacterized. Gene Ontology annotation, cellular component: plasma membrane. Gene Ontology annotation, biological process: iron ion transport; copper ion import; intracellular iron ion homeostasis. The transcript has 5 exons. Lineage: Eukaryota; Fungi; Ascomycota; Dothideomycetes; Dothideales; Saccotheciaceae. The coding region runs from base 275 to 1636 and encodes 453 amino acids. Gene Ontology annotation, molecular function: ferric-chelate reductase activity. The record is from RefSeq and is a predicted model, not a curated record.
UGGUUCCGAGUGAGCCUAGUCAUCCCACCGGCCUUCGGUACACAUCAUCAGCGCCUUUUAUACUGGUGCACCAUUCCGACACGUAUGGAGACGGUAAUAGUGGCCGCGUUUUAUCUCCUUACGACAUAUUUGUCUGUGUCACACUAUCGCCUGAUAUCUAACAACAUAUACUGGGAUGAUGAGUCUCAACAACUCUGGCGGUACGUCGCCGAUCGUACAGGCAUAAUGUCUUACGCGACGCUCCCUUGGAUCUGGAUCUUUGCUGGCAGAAACAAUGUGUUCAUGUGGGCGACUGGACUUUCUCAUCAAGCUUUCAACAUCUAUCACAGGCAUGUCGCUAGAGCUGGUACAGUACUCGCCAUUGUACAUUCUGUCGUUUACACCUGGCUAUUCGUUGAGUUUGGGAUGGGGGAUGUUCAGCAGAGAGUUCACUCAGCUUUGGCUCCUGAUAGGCGUUGUGGCGACGAUCACUAUGAGCUUGCUUCUACUGUUCUCGGUUUCCUGGCUGCGUGUUAAGUUUUAUGAAGCUUUUCUGGUCCUUCAUAUUGCCCUUUCAGUCAUUACAUUGGCUGGAUGCUUUCUGCAUACCUCGAUCUUCAAUGCCAGAUACGAUGCAUAUCUCUGGCCCAUCGUAGUAGUAUGGAUCCUAGACCGCGGUCUUCGGCUGUUACGCCUUGUAUGCUGCAAUCUACAAGUACGGUUGAGCAAGAACUUGAUACGUCGUAUACAUACCGUCGCUUUUUAUAGCAAAGAGUCUGAUGUCAUCAGGCUCGAUGUCCAAGCCGACUCUUUCCUCGCACGGCCAGUAGCCGGACAAUUUUACUACCUAUAUCAGCCGUCGACAUGGCAGGGUUACGAGAAUCAUCCAUUCACCUUGGGAGCUUGGUCUCGUAAAGGCGACACGUCAGAUGACGUUCAGAGUUCUCUGCUUCAGUAUGCCAAUGCAUCAGACAUUCAAGACGAAGGGGAAGGACAGUCGACUCUCGGUCAGCUGCACAGAUCAGGAGGCUACACCUUGACGUUCUGGAUCCGACCUUACGAUGGCUGGACCAAGCGUCUGCGAGACGAAUGCCUGAAGUCGUGCGAUCGACCGAUCACUCCAACAAUCCUACUCGAAGGUCCAUAUGGCCAUCACUGUCGUAUAUCGUCCUUUGAUACGGUCUUAUUGAUUGCUGGUGGUACUGGUAUAGCAUCUGCGGUACCAUAUAUCCUCGAACACAUCGCGCUAUCUGGAGCGCUGAAGACGGAUACGACACGCAUGCACUUGGUUUGGACAGUGCGACAAGCAUCGUUUAUUCAAGAAGUGUUCUCGCGAGAGCUUCGCGCUGCAUCGCAACGAGAUGAUUUCUCAUCUGAUCUCUUUUUUACGCGGCGUAGCGAGGGAACAAAGCCCGAAGACGACGUAUCGAACGACGGAGAACAAGAGGGGACUUCUCCAGGGAUGCAAUAUGGACGACCGGACAUUGCAGUCACAAUCGCAAAAGCUGGGAUCAAAGCAGAGGUGACAAGCACGAGAUUGGCUGUGUUAGUUUGCGGCCCGCCUGCUAUGGCCGACGAGGCUCGGAGCGCGGUUCAUCGCUCACUAAAACGUGGGUGCCACAACAUGGAGUACUUCGAAGAGUCAUUCGGAUGGUAGGACUGGCGUUGUGGUAUUUGUACAAUUGAGGUAAUGGGUUAUUUAUCGCGCCUUUGCUUGUCCUUAUUUUACCAACUAA